AAAUGUUCAAAGAAAUUCAGAUGUGGAAAUAAGUUUGAAAACAAUCUUUUCUUUUUGCACUUGAGUGAUUUUCAGUCACAGUGAAGUCUAACUAGAGGAGCAAAUGUUCCUCCAGGUGCCUUCAGCUUAUAUGUAGAGGAGAUUUAAUCAGCUGUAGUUUGCAGUAUCGUAGAGCGCUAUGUAAAUGUUUACUCAUCUGAACAAGGUUUCAUUGUGUUGUAGCUGUAUUCCGUCAGGGCGUUCCCAGAGCUGAGAGUAUGUAAAUGAAGAAUGCAUAGCAGAGCCCUCAGUGCAUGGUUUAUGUGACAGUUUGAUCCUCCUGUCAUACAACUUUCUAGAGAAAAAUAUUGUAUUCAUGACUGUUUCAAAAGCAAUGGGCAGGACUACUACUAUCUGACACUGUCAAAAGACGUAACAGAAAAUGUGAAAAUUAACUCCCUGGCUGCCUUUAUUUUAUUAUGGGGCUGUGGGACUGACCAGCUUUUUUGCAAACUUGUGUUUUACUAAAGAUUAUGGGUGCAGCUUUUAGCAUAGGGAAAAUAAAGGUCAAUGGAACCUGCUCUGUACAACUCCUACUAUAUGUGGCCUGUCAGAAUCCCAACCACAGUCUACAUACACCAGAUGUUGAAUCUACUGAAGCCAGAUACAUGUCCAUGCUGUAAAUUGGAUUUGAAUACAACAAUUUGAAUAAGGUCAGCCUUAUCUAAUGACCAUUAUUGCACUGAGUCGAUCAGUGGUGUGUGGGGCAGCCAUGAGCAAGACUGCAGACUGCUGCAAGCGCGUACUGCAUUAUGUGUUUGAUUAUGAAACGACUAAAACACUGGUUAUUCCAAGCCUGGAGGUAGGAUGUGUCUUCAGGUUCAUCCAGAUUCUGGUGCUGCUGUAUGCUUUGGGGUAUGUGUUGAUAGUGCAGAAGGCCUACCAGCAGACAGAUAAUGUCAUGAGUUCUGUCACCACUAAAGUUAAAGGCUUUGCCUUCACCAACACUUCCGACAUGGAUCCAAGAUUCUGGGACAUGGCUGACUAUGUCAUCCCAUCUCAGGGUGGGAAUUCAUUCUUUGUGCUGACAAACAUGGUCAUCACUCCACAUCAGACUCAAUCACGCUGCCCUGAGCUUCCAAGCCCAUCAACUACGUGUGUGGAUGACUGUGACUGUACUGAGGGACUCAAUGAUCCUCGAGGCAGCGGUAUACAGACAGGGCUGUGUGAGAAUUACUCCACGACGGCACGCACAUGUGAAGUGAUCUCAUGGUGCCCCCUUGAAAUUGACUCUACUCUCCCUAAACGCCCAGUGUUGGCUGCUGCAGAGAACUUCACUGUGUUGAUCAAAAACAGUAUAACCUACCCAAAGUUUAACUUUAACAUGAGAAACAUACUGCCUCAUAUUAACUCCUCAUACCUGAAGAGGUGCGAAUUCAAUCGUGCUACAGACCCUCACUGCCCCAUAUUCCGACUGAAACACAUGGUGGCAGAGGCCGGAGAGGAAUUUCAAGACAUGGCUGUAAAGGGUGGUAUCCUUGGAAUUAUUAUUGACUGGAGCUGCGACCUGGACUGGUGGGCAGGAAAAUGUUACCCUAAGUACAGCUUCCGCAGGCUGGACAACAAAAAUCCCACCAAUAACGUAGCCCCUGGAUACAACUUCAGGUUUGCAAAAUACUUCCAGACCACGGACGGAGAGGAAACCAGAACUUUGAUUAAAGCGUACGGGAUCCGCUUCGAUGUCCUUGUGUUUGGAACUGCUGGGAAAUUUGGGAUUGUACCAACCUUAGUGAGCUUAGGUGCUGGAUUGUCAUUUCUUUCUCUGGUUCCUGCCAUUGCCGAUGCAUAUUUGAUGAUGUGUGCAAGAAAAAGGCGUCUUUACGAGAAACACAAAGUUACUUAUCUGAAUGAGGAUGAAGACUCAGAACCAGUGUCAAUGGGCACCACAUAUGGAACCCAGUAACAUGGUUACAGCUAUUUGAGGAUGUUUUUUCUGCAACUGAUGUUGAAACUGCACUUGAAGCAUCAUGUUUCUUAAACUGUAUUAAGUGCUGAGAUACCACUUAAUAAGAAUUGCAUAUCUCAAUGGUAUGGCGUCUUGGGUGGGGGAAGGUCAGAGGCCGGAGGUGAAAGACAGAAGUCUUUGUUAGUUUUUCAUCUUAAGGUCAUUAAAUUGCCAAAGCUGAUAACUUUCUCAAGUUUUUUUAUGGAAACUCUAAAAACUGAUGUAAAUUAGGUUGUAUUAAUGCUGGCCAACAUCAUUUUAGGUGAUUAGGACAGAGCUAAAAAGGGAAAAUUAUCAACCUUGAAACAGAAAAUCUUUGAGCAUGCUUGGUAUGCUCCAAAUAAGUGGUUUCCAACCUCUUUUUGUGUGCAUAAUCAACUACAAAGAAGUUCACUGAUAACCAGUAAUUUAACAAAAUUUCAGUGUUUUGCUCAAUGCUAGCCAGCCAAAAACAUGCCUGGUUAGAUCCUGUUUUUUUUUUUUUUAUUAUUUUAAGCUGAUGCAAUAACCUGGCUUUGCCUUAAAAUGUGCAAAUUUUAAAUUUAACCACUAUUUAACUCAAUCAAACCAAAUAAAUGGGUGCAUCUAGAAAAUAGAAUAUCAUGCAAAAGUCAAACUAUCUCUAUGAUUUAUUAACAUUUUUUUUUAAAUAUCGAUGCUCACAGCUUAAAGCUCACAAAAAUCCAUCUCAAAUAUUUGUCUAUUGUGAAAAGUCUAAUUUGAAAAGGUUUUCUGAGCCUUCAUUCUCUCACUUUGGUUCAGUUCACACAACCACAAUCAUGGGGAAGACUGCUGAUCUGACAAAUGUCCACAAGACAAGCACUGACAUCCUUUACAAAGAGGGUAAGCCACAGAAGGUCACUGCUGAAAGAGCAGAUGGUUCUCAGAGGCUGUGUCAAAGCAUAUUCUGGAAAAGUGACUGGAAGGGAAACGUGUGGUUGGAAA
This is a messenger RNA of Cheilinus undulatus (humphead wrasse), 2929 nucleotides long. It is a transcript of the gene p2rx4b, whose product is annotated as purinergic receptor P2X, ligand-gated ion channel, 4b. Gene Ontology annotation, biological process: monoatomic cation transmembrane transport; response to ATP. Gene Ontology annotation, cellular component: plasma membrane; nuclear inner membrane. The record is from RefSeq and is a predicted model, not a curated record. The coding region runs from base 707 to 1942 and encodes 411 amino acids. Lineage: Eukaryota; Metazoa; Chordata; Actinopteri; Labriformes; Labridae. Gene Ontology annotation, molecular function: extracellularly ATP-gated monoatomic cation channel activity; purinergic nucleotide receptor activity. The transcript is spliced from 12 exons.